AAUCACCUCAGGGCAAGUGGUUUUUAGAAUUUAAUUUACUUGGAUCAACAUGAAUGAACAAGCGAAGAAGAAUGAGACUCUGAAUGCACAAAACCCCGCGGAAAGAAAGGUGGAAACUGUGGACUAUCGAUCUUCGGCAGGGCAAGGGCAAGCAGAGAGGAACGUGCAGGUAAUUCACCAGCCCCGUUCGACCACCAGUGGUGGUGUUCUCGCUGGUGCUGCUGCUGCGGUGGCGUCCACUCUACAGUCUGCCAAGGAUGCUAUAUCCAAAAAGUAACGUAGUUAUGGAACGUCCUAUGAUCAAUUUGU
Abrus precatorius (Indian licorice) is the source of this 309-nucleotide messenger RNA. RefSeq lists its product as uncharacterized. NCBI's taxonomy places the organism in Eukaryota, Viridiplantae, Streptophyta, Magnoliopsida, Fabales, Fabaceae. The transcript has 2 exons. The record is from RefSeq and is a predicted model, not a curated record. The coding region runs from base 50 to 277 and encodes 75 amino acids.